Messenger RNA from Oryza brachyantha (malo sina), 1599 nucleotides. RefSeq lists its product as uncharacterized. The record is from RefSeq and is a predicted model, not a curated record. Gene Ontology annotation, cellular component: nucleus. Gene Ontology annotation, biological process: defense response to fungus. The coding region runs from base 1 to 1287 and encodes 428 amino acids. The transcript is spliced from 2 exons. Lineage: Eukaryota; Viridiplantae; Streptophyta; Magnoliopsida; Poales; Poaceae.
AUGAGGAUCAUCUUAGGGAGCAGGGUGGAGGCGUGGUACGGGAAGAACCCGCCGAUGGGAGGGUGGCGCCUCGGCGAGGUGGUGUGGGGCAACGGCCACCAGUACAACAUCCGGUGGGACGGCACCGACGUCGUCUCCGGCCGCAUCCGGAGGGUCUCGGUCCGCCCGCCGCCGCCGUGCCUCGAGAUCCCCGCCGACCUCGAGGCCGGAGACCUGGUGGAGGUGUUCGACGAGUGCGUGUGGAAGCUGGCCGAGUUCGUGCGCUCGCGGCGCCCGGGCGACGCCGCCGGCGAGUUCACCGUCAAGAUCUUCGCCAAGCCCAACGCCGUCACGGUGCCGCGCAGCAAGGUCCGCGUCCGCCAGGUGCUGACGCCUGGCGACAUCUGGGUCGCCACCUACAGAGACGAGCAGAUCCCUGGCGCGAGGGAGCCGACGGCGCGCCCACUCGCCGCAAAGCGCAACGCCGGAAACUCCGUCUCUGCCGCCGGGAACCGCGGCCCCGGUCAGUUCGUCCCGCCGCCCGCCGCUUCCCAAUGGGCCAAGAUCAAGAGGAGCCGCAACACGGUGAACUGCGACGCCUCCAGCGAGGUCCGGAGGGUCGAGACCAACUCGAAGAGGAUCCGCGCCAUGGAAGAAGAGGAGGAAGAGCUAUUCCUAGGGUACAACAACAUGGAGGUUGAGGUGAUCAACGUAAACGAACCCCUUGCCGCGUUCGCCAACAAGCAGCCGGAGAUGGACGGCGAUGUCGGCGGCGACGCGGCUGGCUGCAGGGGCGGCGACCGCAAGAACGACGACGCCAAGUCCGUCUCGUCCGGCGGCAGCAGCAGCAGCAGCGGCAGCGGCAGCAAUAGCAGCAGAAGCAGUGACAGCGACGGCAGCAGCGAUAGCGAUAGCGACAGUGACAGCGACGGCAGCAGCGAUAGCGACAGCGGCGACCGCGCCGCGGCUGCCAGGAGCCCACCGGCGGCAGACGCCCAAGAGGCGAACCAGCCGCCACCGCAACCGCAAGGUCCGGAGCACAUCAAAGAAGAGCGCGCCGACGACGGGACGGAGUCGCGCGCCAGCGCAAUGCACCGGCGCCAGGGCUUUGAGCGACCGUCGCCGGCGGCGGCCGACCAAAUCCACCGCCUGGAGCUGGACGCCUACGCCUCAGUGAUGAGGGUGUUCCACGCCACCGGCGCGCUGACAUGGGAGAAGGAAGAGCUGCUGACACAUCUCCGGCUGCUGCUCCACAUCUCCGGCGACGAUCACCUGCAGCUGAUACGGGCCCUCAGCGGCAGUAGCUAGCAGACCUCCAAAGCCUGAGAAUUAACGUUGAAGCUUGAAACCGUCGUAAGGCAUCAAUCAAGCAUUGCAGAUCCUGAGUAUUGUCUAUGGUUCUACUUCUGCGUGCAUAUUUCCAUGUGCUGACAGGUCGGGAACCAUUCUUGGGGAUGUCCCCAGAUAUCAUGCAAAUAGCUGCAGCAGUUGUAAAAACAAGUUAGAAGUUCUGAGAAAAAAAAUUGAGAAUAGGGAUAAUAUAGGUUUUUGACUCACCAGCUUCCUGGGUUUUUCAUUUUAUUGAGCCCACUCGUCUCCAUGUAUGUAUGUAUGUAUAUA